ACAACGCAUAUUAUGUCUCUGAUAAACCUUGCUGUCGUAUCUUGUUCCUUGGUCUCCAGCGUUACCCACGAACAAUUGUACCUGGGCGUCAAACGCUCUCUUAGUCGCGUAUGGGUAUUAGACGUUUGCUUUAUAGAACGCCAGUCAAUUUCAUAGGGAGGACGAAAUCCUGGAAGAAAUCUCACAAAUCUGAGGUGUUUUCUCCGGUGGCCAUUCCGUUAACACAAGGACAGCUCAUCUCAAUGACUAGGAGAAAGCCCUGCAACGGUGGUGUCCAGUACCUGUUGGACUCGAUUCUCGUAUUACACGGCAGAGGGGAAACCAAAAAGACUGCUGUAACAGCCGUCACGGAGUUGAUCCCGAGUAUUGUUGGUUCAUGUUGGCUAGUGUAGACCGGGCUUAAGGCCUACACGACACAUGCCUUGAAAUAUCUAUGCCUAAAUGGUCAAAGCCCUGUUAUUACUCAGCUUUUUAUAAUACAUGUACUACAUUGUAUGGAGUGUUGUGUCGUGUCAGACCGGGGAUAGGGAAUUGUUCGGACGCACAUGUAGGACGCAGAACUUCGUCAAAAUGAUGUCCUGUUUGGCCAGGGUGUUCUCGCAAUGGACGGCGUUUAGACAAUGUAAACAACUGAUCGUCUUCUCGUUCUGUCUCGCUGUAUUUGCCGAUCACAUGUUAUGGUACUUGCAGACGAUGUUAGCUCCCUCUUUAGUCCGCUCAAUGAGAUACGACAAAUGCGACUGUACGACUUCAACUGACGGAUCACUAAUACCUUUAGGAUUGAACGUUACAAAACGUAUCUUAAACACAACUGAACAUUACUUCUGUUCAAAAACCGAUCACAUGUCGUGUCUGACGUCACGGGAAGUGUUGGCAAAGACAUCAGUGGGGGUCGAUGCGCUCAAUGGCGUCGGGCCGUUGAUUCAAGUUCUCAGCAGUCCUAUCAUAGGAAUAAUUGUAUCAAGGGUUGGACAUCGCUAUCCCUUUCUUUUUGGUUCCAUCAUUCAGGUCAGUAGUACUGGCAUGUUUGUGUUCGCUGCCCAUGAAUGGAUCUACUACUGCGCGGCCGCAUUGGAAGGACUCGGUAAUACACUGAUUUUCAUCAGUGGUUUCACAAUGAUUACUUGCAUUUUUGAUGGGGAGAUGAAGACGAAAAUUUUGUCGACAGCGUUUGGCACGGCCGUUUCAUUGGCUGCACUCCUGACUUUUCCGAUAGGGGGCCUUCUGUAUGAUAUUGUAGGAGUGAUGCUCCCCUUUGGAAUAGCAGCCAUCUUGGCAAUCUUGGACGCCGUAGUUCGUCUGAUUCUUGAUGCGCGGACACCCGAAGAAAUUGCAGCAGCGGAUGGCAAACAUGGUGUAGCAGAUGACGCGCCAGGUGACAAAAAUGCGGGGUCACGUGGGGAUGAUUCUGAUUCGAAGGAACCGAUCAAUCAGAAAAGCGACGAAACCCAAGAUGACAGGCAUGAGAAAACUCUAGCUCAAAGUGGUGGUCAAAAGUGUUACAAUAGCAUAGAUGAUAAGCCCGAUGAUUCACAUGAGGUGAUGUCAGACAUGACACCAAUCAUCCAAAAAGACUCCGAGGGAGAGGAACGGGAACUGGAAGUGGACAAAAAUAGCGUCAUGAGAGAAAGUACUUAUUUAGAGCUUUUCAAGGACCACAUAUUCGACAAGAUGUGUAUUUUGGUUUUCUUCUAUUCUGUGAUCCUAACUUUGCCCCUUGCCACCGCCUAUAACUUUUCUGUGAACGUCCUCCACGCCGCGCAGUGGCAGUUGGGCGUGGUGAUAACGGUAGCAACAGUCCUUCAAGUGAUAAUUACAGUAACUAUUGGCAGCUACCUCAAGCGGGAAAACAUGUGGAUUUACGUUUUAUUCGGAAAUAUCUUUCAGAUCGUCUGUCUCAUAGUCUAUCCGCUCUGUCCUUCAAUAUGGUGGACCUUAUUCCCAGAAUGCGCAAUUAGGGCUGUGGCAUAUUUCGUCGGGUUGUCAACUGUACCAAACUUAUAUAACUUGCUGUUAGAAAAACGGCACCCUAAUUCGGGUGCAAAGGUAUUUUCCAUGGUCAACGUGGCUUUCACUUUAGGUUAUGCUGUUGGUCCUCAGUUGGGAAAUCUCCUAGAAGUGAUUUCCUUUAUGACCUUAUAUUAUAUUGUAGCUGGUGUGAUAGUUGUACCAACCACUAUUUUGGGUCUGCAUAUCAUUAGAUUACAAGGAGAAGAGUAAUGUACAAUAGUUGUCACUUCUAGUGAUACUUUCGGUUUGUUGCAUAACCUUUAUUUCAUUGAAGCUGGUGUGAAAGUUGCAUAAACUACCAUUUUGGGUCUGCAUAUCAAUUGGAAGUAACACCAGUUGUCACUUAAUAUUUCUUGUGAUACUUUCGGUCUCCUUCAUGACCUCGCUGGUGCGAUGGAUUAUUGAUUACAAAAUUAGAUAAAUUGUUGAUUACAAAAAAAUCCUAAUUAAAACAAUCAUAAUCUUCUUCUUGACGUUAUAUUAUACAUAGUGUAACUGGUGUGAUGUCGGUGCUGGUUGUUCUAACCGUAUUGUAGUAUUUUUGGUUUGCAAGUCAAUUGAUGCACGCUUCUGAUCGGAAAAUAUUAAAUCUCAUCAAAUUCUGCUUUCUAAAAUAUCUAACUUGUCCUUGGUAGUUAUUAUCAUCAUAUCCAUGGUCGGUGGAAAUCUUCCAGUGGACAGUUUGCUCAAAUGUGAAUAUCCUGCUCCCGGUUUACGCCAGGAUAAGACUGUAGCGUGCCAUGUUAAAUUCACACGGUAGAGCUUGAAUCGUGAAUGGCUUGUACAUUCACGAUUGCUUGACAUUAUUACACCUGUGUAAUAAUGUCAAGCACUUCAAGCGACUGAAGCCAGUUGGAUCUAGCGCAAU
Lineus longissimus is the source of this 2878-nucleotide messenger RNA. RefSeq lists its product as uncharacterized. The coding region runs from base 481 to 2220 and encodes 579 amino acids. Gene Ontology annotation, biological process: transmembrane transport. The transcript has 2 exons. The record is from RefSeq and is a predicted model, not a curated record. Lineage: Eukaryota; Metazoa; Nemertea; Pilidiophora; Heteronemertea; Lineidae. Gene Ontology annotation, molecular function: transmembrane transporter activity.